Messenger RNA from Trematosphaeria pertusa, 983 nucleotides. Its product is annotated as glutathione S-transferase. Bases 204 to 926 code for a protein of 240 amino acids. The record is from RefSeq and is a predicted model, not a curated record. The transcript is spliced from 4 exons. NCBI's taxonomy places the organism in Eukaryota, Fungi, Ascomycota, Dothideomycetes, Pleosporales, Trematosphaeriaceae.
CCGAUCAUAACCUGACUUCCGUACAACAUCCCUAUUCUUCUGUCCUGCUUAGUCUGAUUUCUGCAGCUUGAUUAGAAUACGGGUUCGCGGCGUGCGAGGGUUCUAGAAAACAGGCUCUGUUCCGGCACCCGGUCCCGGGGCCCGCCACGCUCGUGCUAGGCCACAUAGAGCGACCAUCAAGCUGCAAGUCCAGCAGGACCAAAAUGGAAUCAAAUGGCACGGUCGUGAAAGGCGAUCUUGAGUAUGACGGUCGCGUCAUACUGUACAUCAUCAAAGCCGAUCAGACGAGUUAUAUUAAUUACAUCAAGCCGUUGAUGCUGGCCGAAGAGCUCCAGUGCCCCUAUGUGGUCUCGGUUAUUGAUACCAAGGACGAGUGGUACUACAAGAUCCACCCCGAACGCUACGUCCCCGCAUUGAAGGACUGGGACGCCGUGACCAACAAGGAGGUCAUUGUAUUUGAAAGCACGGCCUGCUUGCAGUAUCUUGCCGAGCGUUUCGAUGCAGAUGGAUACUGGAAUGGGACGAAUACAUUCGAAAAGGGAGCGAUCCUCUCAUGGACCGCAUACCAGACUGCCGGCUUAGGCGCGACUGCGAAGUACUGGCUGUACUUCCUGAAAGGGUAUCCAAGCCGCGAAAAGCCAGGUCCGCCUAUGAGGGCAGUGGAGAAGCUUCACGAGAACGUGCUCAAGCAGUGGGACAUCAUGGAAGCGCGACUGGCCAGCCCUGGUCAAAACUACGUUGCGCUUCCCGACCGCCCCACGAUCGCCGAUAUCUCGUACUUCCCUUUUGCAAUGCCGUGGAUGUUUAAGUUUCUCGGCGUUGAUGUCAACGAUUGGCCGAAUAUCAAGGCUUGGGGCGAGAGGAUGUUAGAACGGCCAGCGGUGCAGAGGAUUUUGGAGAGAGGGCCGAAUUACGGACACGAGUAGGGGAUCUCUCGGCUCCCGGCUGCUGGUGCUAUGUCCGGACAUGGCACUUGUAAUAAC